Candoia aspera is the source of this 1408-nucleotide messenger RNA. RefSeq names its product BRISC and BRCA1 A complex member 1 (gene BABAM1). Gene Ontology annotation, biological process: mitotic G2 DNA damage checkpoint signaling; positive regulation of DNA repair; double-strand break repair. The record is from RefSeq and is a predicted model, not a curated record. Bases 208 to 1197 code for a protein of 329 amino acids. NCBI's taxonomy places the organism in Eukaryota, Metazoa, Chordata, Lepidosauria, Squamata, Candoiidae. Gene Ontology annotation, cellular component: BRCA1-A complex; nuclear body; BRISC complex. The transcript has 9 exons.
CAGAAGACUCGCCGGCCCAGCCCCGGCCCGCGUCUGCCUGCCCGCCUGCUCUUCUGUCUCCCUCGAGGCAUCGCCGCAGCCCGCUGGUGGUCAGCACCAAACGCUCCGAGCGCCCUUCGUCCCGAAAGCAGGACGCGUUGCAGCCCGUCCGCGCGAGAAGGAGGGCAGCUGGCAACCCUGGACUCGCCCCCGGACCGCGGGACCUGGAUGGACACGUCAGAGACCAGCAGCGCCACAGAGGAGGAAGAGGAGAAGAUGGCCGCCGAGCAGCGGCCCAGGACCCGCUCCAACCCGGAGGGGGCCGAGGACCGCACCCUGAGUAUGCAGGCCAGCGUGGGGAGCCGCAGUGAGGGGGAGGGGGAGGCGGCCAGCACCAGCACCAGCCCCCCGAGCGCAGCUGGCCCGGCCCCCAACGGCAAGACCUGGCUGGCCCCGGCCCCUCCCUCCGAGUUCCAGGUCCGGACUCCGCGGGUGAACUGCCCAGAGAAGGUGAUCAUCUGCUUGGAUCUCUCGGAGGAAAUGUCCCAUCCGAGGCUGGAAUCCUUCAAUGGGCUGAGAACCAACGCGCUGAACAUCUCCCAGAAGAUGAUCGAGAUGUUUGUCCGCACCAAGCACAAGAUCGACAAGAGCCAUGAGUUUGCGCUGGUGGUGGUGAACAACGAUGUCACCUGGCUCUCCGGUUUCACUUCGGAACCCAGAGAAGUGUGCAGCUGUUUGUACGACUUGGAGACCUUGGUCUGCAAAUCCUUCAACCUGGAAGGCCUUUUCAGUCUCAUACAGCAGAAGACGGAGCUUCCGGUGACGGAGAACGUCCAGACCAUCCCACCGCCCUACGUGGUGAGGACCAUCCUGGUGUACAGCCGUCCUGCUUGCCAGCCACCGGUGGUGGUGACGGACCAGAUGAAGAAAAUGCUCCAGUGCCCUUAUUUCUUCUUCGACGUGCUUUACAUCCACAACGGCAUUGAGGACAAAGCGGAGGAAAUCACCUGGAAGGAGACCUUUGCCUUCUUCAGCAACCUGGAUGCCAAGGGCACCAACCACAAGUAUGAGGUCUCCCUGAGCGGCCCAGCCGUGGAGCUCCACAACUGCAUGGCCAAGCUGCUGGCCCACCCGCUCCAGCGGCCGUUCCAGGCCCACGCCUCCUACAGCAUGCUGGAGGAUGAGGAGGAUGCGCCGGAGAGCGAGGCCGUCGUGUGACCCGCGGCGGUGGAGGGCAGAGCGGGACGAAGCAGGCUGGCGAGCCGAGGAGCAUCUGGACGUGGCUGGUGGCCGAGAGGGCUGCAAGGAGGACCCCUGCUAGAGCCUGCCUGUGUCUCUUCCUUCGUAACCUUCCUUGCUGGGCAUUUCCACAGGCUGUUGGAACAUCAAAAAGGAAAGAAUAAAGAACUCAGCUGGGAUGUUGGGGGGU